AUGCGCGCUCAGCUCCGCAUCCCGCCGCUUUCUCGGGCUGGGGGGAAACAAAGCUGGGACCGGGGAUCUGUCACAGGCCGCGUCCCGGCGCCAGCCGCCGAGCUGGAAGCUGAGGCGAGCGCGAUGCCAGCAGCCCCCCGAACCCUCUGCGGGGCAGCCAGCGGGCUCCUACCCAUCCUUCUUCCAGCCGCGGCUGACUCCGGCCCGGGCACGAACAGCCCCCGGCUUCCUCCUCUCACGAGGAGAGGCAGGUGGAAAAGGAAGGGACGGGGAGACAGGAGCGGCCGCGGGCAGCAGGGGGCCGGGUGCCGGCAGCAGAAGCGGCCGGAGCCUGCCCGGGCCAGAGCAGCGACCUGUCCACUGCGGGCGCUCUCCUCCGGAGCCUUCGGUUCCCAGAAUGACCUAAAGGACGACAAACACACGGGAAGAGCAGGCACAAGGAGAGGAACGAACGAGAGAAAGAGUUUUGCUGAGGCACCAUCACUACAGGGAGCCUGCCAGCACUGCUGGGUGCACAGGACAUCUUGCACACCAAACUCCAGUCAGUCACCUCUGACGGCUUUUGAAUCCCUGUGCCAGAAACCCUUGAAACACAUCAUGAGAGAGAGAAUUAACUGCACGGGUCCUUUGUUCUUGGUGGCUAUCUCUUCAAACAAAGCGCCUUCGGAAAGGCACAUGACUAUCACAGUAAAGGGGUUUGUGUGGUUGGUGUUUCAGGAAGCAGGCAACUCAGAACAAAUUGUAUGGUGGUGGUCUCUGCCCUGGCAAAAUUGACCAAGAACGACCUUGAUGAAGGGCCUAGUGUUAAGGAGUUGUGAGCUGUCUCCUCAUGAGGAAGCCUUGUUGGCACUCAUACUGAACAGUCACGUCCUGUGCAAUGGAGUGCACAGCAUGCAGGAGAGAGAGAGAAGCCCAAGCUCCAAAAGACAGAGACAAAAGAUCAAAAGCAGUGAAGAAAUUAUGGUAAAGCAAUUAACAUCAGUCUGUUUGUUCACUCUUUUGCACACGUCUGUCUUCUGGUAGCUGAAGAGCAGUUUUGCCCUUUCGUCUCAAUUGACCAGUAGCCCUGCAGGUGGCUUUCACAAACCCCCAAAGUGACCACAGUAAGAAAAAUCUGCACAAUUACCUGGAGAUUAAGAGAGCUAGAACUGACCCAUUUUGAUGAAGGGGAUCGAAGAGCGUGCCAGAGAAACUGGAGGUAACAGCCAGUGCCCCAGCUUAUUCAGAUCAGAGAAGUGCAGGAACAAAUAGUUCCAGCACGGUUAUCCUCACAAAGAGAAGUGGGGAGCAGUGGAGAGAGGUGCGUGGUGAGGAGGAAAGACAUUUCAAUACUCCCUUCCCUUUUGUCAUCUCAACUUGGUAACACCUUAUGUAACUGGUUUGGUUUUUUUUUUUAA
Molecule: messenger RNA, 1397 nt
Organism: Pipra filicauda (Wire-tailed manakin)
Lineage: Eukaryota; Metazoa; Chordata; Aves; Passeriformes; Pipridae
Exons: 5
Coding region: 1-774 (257 amino acids)
Source: RefSeq, a predicted model, not a curated record